AUGUCUCUCCGCAUCGUGCCCACAUCCGCACAUGCUCAACAGACACAAGCCAAUCUCGGCGCCCCUUCAGCGCCCGGCGUCCACGACACCCUCCGCGCGAACCUCUCCCUCAGCACACCCGCCCCCAAAGCGACCACAAGCUCCUCGGGAAGCAACGCCUCCAACACCCUCAGCCAACCCAUCCAAUCCACACAUCCGCUCGAAUCCCGUCUAGCGCAAUGGCGCCACACGCAAGACAACCUCAAGAUGAGCCUCCUCCGCCGCCAAUUCGGCCUGGCGGAGCCGGUCAAGCGACAGAUGGAGCUGGGCAUCGUCCGCGCGGGGGAGUGGAGGCCGGCGGCCCUGGGCGGAAACAUGGGCGGCGGUGUCCAUGCGGACAUCCUCAGCGGUCGGGACACCGAGAUCGAUUGGGAGGAUGUCUUCGAGGGAGGCGAAUUGAGAGAUGUGAAGGAUUUCCACGCGGAGAUGGAAGGGCGGUUUGGGAUGAACUGGUAG
Messenger RNA from Dissoconium aciculare CBS 342.82, 495 nucleotides. RefSeq names its product proteasome maturation factor UMP1. The record is from RefSeq and is a predicted model, not a curated record. Gene Ontology annotation, biological process: proteasome assembly. The transcript is spliced from 2 exons. The coding region runs from base 1 to 495 and encodes 164 amino acids. Lineage: Eukaryota; Fungi; Ascomycota; Dothideomycetes; Mycosphaerellales; Dissoconiaceae. Gene Ontology annotation, cellular component: nucleus; cytoplasm.